This is a messenger RNA of Penicillium brevicompactum, 300 nucleotides long. RefSeq lists its product as uncharacterized. The transcript is spliced from 2 exons. The record is from RefSeq and is a predicted model, not a curated record. NCBI's taxonomy places the organism in Eukaryota, Fungi, Ascomycota, Eurotiomycetes, Eurotiales, Aspergillaceae. Bases 1 to 300 code for a protein of 99 amino acids.
AUGAGUAGCAAGCUACGAAUCAUCUUUACCGACUUUAUUGAGUCGAUCCCUGACGAAAAGCUCCUGGGCUUUUCUGACACUGCGGGAAAGGUUCACACCACUCGUGACUAUUACCUGCAGAAUCUGGGUCUCACUACCAACCUGCCUAAGUGCAACAUUCUGCGAGUCAUGGUUAGCAACACCAUCAGCGUGACUUCUGCCGCCCAAGCUCGUGGAAGCAUCGUCGCCUCUGCUUUCGUGCCGGUUGACAACCCGCUUACCCCCGCCGAAAUCAAAAAGGCGUUGAUUGCUAGCUUCUAA